Messenger RNA from Alternaria atra, 1992 nucleotides. RefSeq lists its product as uncharacterized. NCBI's taxonomy places the organism in Eukaryota, Fungi, Ascomycota, Dothideomycetes, Pleosporales, Pleosporaceae. The transcript is spliced from 4 exons. The coding region runs from base 1 to 1992 and encodes 663 amino acids. The record is from RefSeq and is a predicted model, not a curated record.
AUGUCUAAUCAACAAGACUUCUUGUUUGUCGAUGCAGCUGAAGCGAAGACGUCUCGCCAAGGUCGCCGCAAUGCUCGUUCUUUCGUCAUGCAGAACGCGCGCAGGAAGAACCCUUGGUCUACAAGCAAACUUGGUGCAAAACAAAGGAAAACUGGAAGUCCGGAAAGCGCAAGUCCCAACAGUACAUGUGCGUCCACGCCAAACACAACCACACCAAGUCCACCAAUUCUUGCGAACAAGUCUGAUUACUUUUCCUCCCCAGAAUCCAAAGGCCAUGCAACAGUCAAGAAACAUGUCUGUCCAGACUGUCAGAUUUUUCUAUGUCGCCCUGGUGAGAGGCUUUGCCAAAGGUGUCUUCUGCUCAAGCCUGCGGCGCCUGCAGAAGACCCAAAUAAUCAAUUGUUCGAUCCUUUUCGGACUUCAUCUGUUGAAGUUACCCGCAGCGUAUCGGAACUGCUGAAGCAUUUUUCAACGGAGAUGGCACCAGGUAUAAUCGCGGUCGACGUCCGUCAUCGGUCUACCUUGAUGAAAUCGGACUGGUUCGGGACGGCCAUAAGUAACCCAGGGUUCAUGCACAGUCUUCUCGCUACGAUCGCGCUACACGCCUACGUGUUCGGAAAAGGUACCAUCGAUGCCAUCCUAUACCAUCGAGCACAGGCGACUGCUGCUGUCAAUGCCGCGAUACUAACACCAGAUGGCAUUUCGGACGCGAAUAUCGGUGCAGUGUUCAACUUACUUACUAUAGAGGAGAGUCUCCUUUUGCCAUCGUUCGAACAGCACGAGGACCACACUGCGCAACUCAAGAUCCAUGAAAGAGGCUUGCAAAGAAUGGUGCAGUUGCGUGGAGGACUAAGAGCAAUCAAUACGAAUCGCAUCCUUCAGGCCUUUAUGCUUUGGCAUUCGACCGCUCACGCCAUCUUCAGCUUCCAAGCGCCAAGCCCCUCUACAUUGGAUUUCAUCAGCACAGCAGGCCGCCCGCGUCAUCCUCCAGGCUAUGAACCGCGCAUCUCGCAACAUCUAAUUAACUACUGCCGGGAUGCAGGUAUCAAAGAGUCGCUUAACGCCCUGGUGGAAUCGGUGCUUUUCCUGAUAGCCGAUCUCAACGUUUGGUUCAGUGAUCCCGAAAGUCCUCUAGACCCUCUCGACAUUCAGAAUUUCUCUUGUGUAUUGGAGUGCUCUCUUCUAACAUGGUUGCGCGAGAACGAGCAUCUUGUUACCCCUCUCGAAGACGCACUUUGUGUUGCGCUGCUCAUAUUCACAGUACGCACGACAGAAGCAAUGAAGCUGCAGUCACACGUCCACCAUCUUCACUUUGCAGCAAGCAAGCGACUUGAGAAAGCAUUGAACUGUACCAUCCGCAACGAGUGGCAGCAUUGUCCCGAUCUUCUGCUCUGGAUCCUCUCUAUUGGUGCGAUAUCAGCAGAACCCUCGCCAGAUAGCACAUGGUUUGUGUAUCAAACAUCGCUCGCUUGUGCAGAAUUCGAUAUCCUAUCAGCUGAAACGCUUCUCGAACGACUACAUCUCUGCGGCUGGGUUAGCUACAAGCUCAAUGGUGCUGUAUGUCAUUUAUGGGACAGGGUUGUUGAUCUCAGGCUCGCGCCAUUAUUCGAAGCGCCAUCGAAAGCUGAAGACGCCAAUAGCCCCGUUGGUCCGUUACAACACCACGUUGCUGAGCCAGAUUUCAACGCGUGGGAAAGCAUCGACUGGGCUGCUCUCAGUCUGGGUCCCGAUCAUCCGAACGAAGGAUACACAGACAAUCCCGACGAUCGAAGCGCAACAGCAGAGGCUUGCGGCUCUGGAAUGCCAGACGACUCGUUGUACACUUUCGGCAGUGGCUAUGCUUUCACGUGUAUGUGCAACCCCAAUCGCUCUAAACCCCCAUCAAUACCCGUAUUGCUGGGUGCUAACGUUCUUGGUGAAUGUACAGGGCCCACGACCCAGCAUUCUUACGCACACUGGAUGAACGGAUCGCACAACCAUCACGAGCAAUAG